AUGCCUAGCGAUGCUCGCGAUGCUGAGCGCAGGCAGGGCCACGAACGUGACGACAACUGUUGUCUCAAACUGCCACUUCCGUUUCCGCCCUCAUCUUUAUCCUCCCAACAGGCUGUCAUGUCGCAACUCUGCCCCAAUCAUCCCGAUCCCGACAGUGUGGCGCUCGAGUGGGCUCGUCGCAUUCGCCAUCGCACACCAGCCCCCCAGUUGGCCUGCAGCCUGUUGCAGAAGACCGAUCCACAGCAUCAUCAUCAUCAUCAUAAUCAGCAGCAGCAGAAGUGUCUGGACGAUCUGCCGCCGGUUGCCGAGGCGGCUACGUCUCCGAGGAGUCGUCCGACAGACCUGCCCCCCCCGAAGUCGUCAAUGUUGGACAAGCCGGACCGACGGCGCGGUAGCUCCGUCUCCUCCGUUCGGCCGCAGCAACAACAGAGACGGCAGCGCCACCGCCGUCCGGCGCCUGCGCUCUUGCAACCGGCCGCCAUACAGGCCGACUUGACGCCCGUCGGGCAGACGAUCCGAACGUCUGUCGACGCGGUAGUCGCUGAGGAGGACCAAACAGCGCCCACCCGACGACCAGCCGGCCCGGCCGGUUUACUGUCAGACGCCGGCGAUCGUCGGGCCGGCGGAAACUUGGGCGACGAUCAACGCGACAGCGGUCUGGACGAGUCGAUCAGUCUGGUGACGACCAGUCGAGGCAGCGACGACGGCCCGGUCGGUCAGACCCGCCUCGAGAUGGCACCGUCGGGGCGGACGGAUUCGUUGGUCCGGCCAACUCCGGUACCAACGGACCCGGCCACGGUGCCGAGCAGCCGCCAGUCCGGUGGGACUGAAGACGCGGAGGAGUGUGCAACCAAGCCAGUGGGGCCGAUGACCACGGCAACAGCAGCAUUUGUGGCGUUGACUCGUCCGGCCAGACACGAUUUCGUCGGAGGCCGAUCUGAAGAGGCUGAGACGACAGCGUUCGGGCAGACGAGUCAGACGAAGCAGCUGCUGAAUCCAGCCCUGUCUGAGGAGGAAUCGGAUGAGCCCCGGACUGAGGCGUCAUUGGUGAACCCACGGACUUUGAUCAAACUCACACCUCGUGCACAGGCAACCCACUACACCGGACAGAAUCGGUUCAAGGGAGCUGAGAUCAAACUGGGCGAAAGUCUUCCCGACACAAGGCCGACUCCUCUUGCUCUACCCUCACCUCCGACAGCUCCAUGA
Protopolystoma xenopodis is the source of this 1206-nucleotide messenger RNA. Lineage: Eukaryota; Metazoa; Platyhelminthes; Monogenea; Polystomatidea; Polystomatidae. The record is from the annotation of a GenBank genome assembly.